AGUAUGACAGAGAAGGCUGUGGAUGAUGUUAUACGAUUGUUUAAUUUAUACGGUGAAACAAAUUAUUUAGGUGAAUCAGUGAGUAAAACACAACAUAUGAUACAAUGUGCUAAAUUAGCUGAACAACACAUGAAUAAUCUUCAGGUGACAGUGGGUGCUUUACUUCAUGAUAUCGGACAUCUAAUUGGUAUUGACAAAAAUACAGUAUCUAUGGUAACUGAUGAUCAAGAUUUAGGUGCUAAAGAUCAUGAUACAAUAGGAGGGAAUUAUCUCCGUGAUUUAGGUUUUCCAUCUCUGGUCUGUGAGCUAGUCAGUGGACAUGUUCAAGCUAAACGAUAUUUGGUGUAUAAAGAUAAACAGUACUAUGAAAAGCUAAGUCCUGCUAGUAAAAUGACUUUAGAACAUCAAGGUGGACCAAUGAGUCAACAAGAAGCAGAAAAGUUUAGCAAUUCUCCAUUAUUUGAAGUCAUACUUUCUAUGAGAAGAUGGGACGAAUUGGCCAAAAAUACCGAAUCACCACUAGGAUCAAUAGAAGAUUAUAGAGAGUAUCUUAUUCAAGUUCUUCAUUUACAAUAA
This is a messenger RNA of Patella vulgata (common limpet), 576 nucleotides long. Its product is annotated as 2-amino-1-hydroxyethylphosphonate dioxygenase (glycine-forming)-like. Bases 4 to 576 code for a protein of 190 amino acids. The transcript is spliced from 3 exons. The record is from RefSeq and is a predicted model, not a curated record. Lineage: Eukaryota; Metazoa; Mollusca; Gastropoda; Patellidae.